GGUGCAUCUUCCUCUUCUAAAAGAGAAUGCCAAGAAAAAGACUGAUAGUGAUGAGUUUCCAUGUACUUCAAACUCUGGUUCUUGUCCUGCAAAGCAUAUUGAUCCCCAGUCAGAUAACCAGAGGCAAAAAGACCAGUCUGAAAAGCCAGUUCCCAGCGCUGUGACUGAAGCUCUCUCUUUGACUCGAUAUUCACAUGUAUUCAAUCAGGAUAAUUGCGGUAUUACCUCUGGUUACCCUGAAGGACAAGACACUGAAAACCAUUUGGAUGCAGAUAUAAAAAAUGAAGACCACAGCAUCAAAACACAAAAUAUUUUAGUAACCACUGAGAACGUAAGUGUUAUAUACAUAGGCCACAGUUUAGAUAAUUCCAAUCCUUAUUUCAGCCUAAAUGAAAUAGUGCCAAUAUCAGGUGAAGAAUGUGAACAUUAUUGCCCUUCAAAACAUCCAGAGAUUUUGAAGGUCAAGAACUGGAAAAAUAAUUUAACAAAAAGGGGUAGCCCUCAAAUGCAUGUAAGUAACAUAGAAGUGAAACCUGAUCAUAUUAUAAGUGUAAAUAAUGAUAUGUCUAUUGAGCAUGGAACUGAUGAUGGAGAUUCAAGUUUACAAACCUUGAUAGAACAGCCUGUGUUGGUGACUGCUGUUCCUAAUGCUUUAAUGAAUCUUGAACAACCUGAAAGCAGGAGUUGUACAUUGGCUGAUGUGAAAGUUCCAGCAUCUCAAGCCAAUGAGAGCAAUAUUACUGAAGUGGCUCCCGUUGUUAAUAUUAUAUAUGGAUGCAGCAGAUCAACCCAAGCUUCCACGCACUCUGCACCAAGAAAGAACAGGCCAUCCAACUUAAGCCAAAGCUUCAACAUAUUUGCUCACAAAGACAAUGACAGAAAUAGAGUGAACUGCAGCAAAACAGACACUGCUUUAAAAACGAAAGUGGGUGUCAAGAUGUCUCAAGACUUUAUUGUUUUGGGCAAGAGUUCUAUCCAAUGCCAGACUAAAAAGAUAAAGAAUUCAAUUUCCUAUUCUCUGGGAUUUUCUUCUGAAGACACUGGAAUUUUGUCAAAGCUUAAGAAAAAGCACCCUGAGCAGACGAAGCACCACUUCAACCAGAGCAGUCAGAAAUCCCUAAAGCAGAGACUUCCUUCUAUUUCCAAUAACUCUGUAACUUCAGGGGAAAGCAAUGCUCCUUCUCCCAUCAGACAAGCACAUUCAGCAAAAGACUCAAUGGAUUUGAAAUACAGUGACAUGUUCAAGGAAAUAAAUACAGGUGACAAAGGUCCUGGCAUUUAUGAAAUGUUUGGGACUCCAGUAUACACCCGUGAACCCACCAGACAUGAAAACCUGUCCUGCAGGAGUGUGCAUUCUGCUCCGACUGGGAGGCGCAAUGUAAGAAAACACAAAUCUAACAAUUUCAGUGGAAAGACAAGCAAUGGAAAAAGAAACUCCCCAAAGAAAAUAUACCCAAAGCCACACAAGAUCUCCUUUGGCACCAAACAGAAGAAGGAAUAUUUGGUGUCCAAAGAGACAUCUGAAGUGGAAGGCAGCUCUCUUGCAAAGAAUAACAAUGCAAUAAUCUCAUGUGAAAGAGGGCCAAUAGAGACUGAAGGGAACAUUUCUGAAGAUGUUCAUCGGCAAGCUCUGACUUCCACUGAAUUGCCAAGAUCUGCUAAACAGAAUGAAGUCCUUCCACAUUCAAACUUGUCAACUAUUGAAGAAGUCUCAUUGGAAAACAUGUCAGAUGUGGUUGUUAACAAAACACGUGUUACCAAUGCUCAGGAAUUCCUCUGGCCAGAGAUUAAAGUCCAUGCAGAAUACGCUCCUUUUUUAAGCUACGUGAAAGAUACCAAUGAAUAUAUGGAUUUAGGGGAAAGCAGAAACAUAAGGGAGGUAGGAACUGAAGUAAGUUCCGUGUGCCUUGAGGAAGCGAAAGCAAAGCAAGACUUGUGCUAUGGAGAUAAUCAAGAAAAUCCCUCUGGGUUGUCUUUCCCAGAGGCAGCAAAGUCACCUGCACAAAACCUUCCACCUGAGAACAUCAGCUUAGUAAAUGUAUCACCUCAACAGACUUGGCAUUCUGCAGACUCCAUUUCCGAGACAUAUUCAAAUAUCCUGCCCUGUGAAAAAAGUGAAGUAUCAGAAGACUUAUUUUGUUGCUCAGUCACUGAACUACUCUCUCUUGGAAGUGCAGAUAGCAACUGUACUAGAGCAGUUGCCAAGAAUUCAAAAAAACAAGUAUCCAGUGGAGAUGCAGAAAGUAAAGAAGAUGGUACAGCAAUUGAAAGAAAAAGGAGACACACCUGGCCAGAUUUCCUGGAACCCAGUAGAGAACACACCUUUCAAAAUAUGGCUGCAUUUUCAGAAAACAAUUUAACUAAUGAAGAUUCCGUCCUGUGGACCAAAGGUGAAAUCCUUGGAAAAGGAGCCUAUGGCACAGUCUAUUGUGGACUUACCAGCCAAGGGCACCUGAUUGCUGUGAAGCAAGUCCCACUGAAUAUCCAUGACCAAACUGGGAAUGAAAAAGAGUACCAGAAACUUCAAGAAGAAGUCGAGAUACUGAAAAAUCUAACACACAUCAACAUUGUAGGUUAUUUGGGGACAAGUUUGGAAGAUAGCAUAGUGAGCAUCUUUAUGGAGUUUGUUCCUGGGGGUUCAAUUUCCAGUAUCAUUCAUCGAUUUGGGCCAUUACCUGAAAUGGUCUUUUGCAAAUACACCCAACAGAUUGUACAAGGGGUUGCCUAUUUGCAUGAAAAUGGUGUCGUCCACAGAGAUAUUAAAGGCAACAACAUUAUGCUUAUGCCCAAUGGUGUUAUCAAGCUGAUAGACUUUGGCUGUGCUAAGCGCUUAGCGUAUGCAAGCCUGACUAAUACCCACAGCGAACCACUCAAAUCAGUCCAUGGCACUCCUUAUUGGAUGGCACCAGAAGUGAUCAAUGAAUCUGGCUAUGGAAGAAAAUCAGAUAUUUGGAGCAUUGGCUGUACUGUUUUUGAGAUGGCUACAGGAAAGCCGCCAUUGGCUUCCAUGGACAGGAUCGCUGCCAUGUUUUAUAUUGGUGCUCACAGAGGACUUAUGCCUUCACUACCCAGGCAUUGCUCAAAAAAGGCAACGGAUUUUGUUCAUCUGUGUUUAACCAGGAAUCAGUUUGACCGGCCAACAGCUGUACAGUUACUGCAACAUUCUUUCAUAACAACAACAUCACAAAGCCUGAAAUAAAUGUUAGAC
Molecule: messenger RNA, 3208 nt
Organism: Anolis sagrei ordinatus
Lineage: Eukaryota; Metazoa; Chordata; Lepidosauria; Squamata; Anolidae
Gene: MAP3K19
Product: mitogen-activated protein kinase kinase kinase 19
Biological process (GO): protein phosphorylation
Molecular function (GO): ATP binding; protein kinase activity
Source: RefSeq, a predicted model, not a curated record